Molecule: messenger RNA, 2201 nt
Organism: Salvelinus fontinalis (brook trout)
Lineage: Eukaryota; Metazoa; Chordata; Actinopteri; Salmoniformes; Salmonidae
Product: zinc finger protein Gfi-1b-like
Exons: 7
Coding region: 1019-1897 (292 amino acids)
Biological process (GO): regulation of transcription by RNA polymerase II
Molecular function (GO): DNA-binding transcription factor activity, RNA polymerase II-specific; RNA polymerase II cis-regulatory region sequence-specific DNA binding
Source: RefSeq, a predicted model, not a curated record
UAAUCUUCCAUUGAACCUGUUAUCCUCUGGCUCUCUGUCCCUCUCUUAUCUUUCUCUCCCGUCCUGCUCAUCACAACAUUGGGUUACCAGUUAAUUUCUGUUUGGGCUUUCCGUCUCCAUCGCUCUCUGCUCCAACUUCCAUUUUGAAACCCCCUCCUGUCUCAACACUUGUGUGUGUCGACACUUUGCCGCACAUUACUCAAGUGACCCCACCAACCUCCUCUCAUUCAGUUACUUGGUAUUCUCUUGCCUCACUUCCACACAUCUUCCUGUUUUGUGAUCAUGUGAAUCAUUUUGAUAUAACAAUGAAGUAGACUGAUAUUAGAGAUUUGUAUACCAACCUCAAGUCAAAGAGGACAUUUGGUCAUUUGAAAGUGAAGUGAUUAGAGAGAGUACAUCUGGACUUGUUUGGUCCUAUAUACUGUAGCAGAGCGGCGAUGAGUGGGUUUUUAGUGCAGCAGAAAGACCUGUUGCUCAGCAGUGGAGUCUGUCUGGUCUUUCUGAGGAAGCUCUGUGGUUGAGGUGGCUGCUGCUGAGUGGAGCGAUGCUAUACAGAUACGCUCUUCCCCAUCACUUUCAUUGGGCUUCACUGAACUGAACACUACAUCUCAGUGGCAGAAUACAGCAUAGAACUUAAACUUGAGCAUAUAGAUAGAUUUUUACUGUAAUGAUACAUGAUUUGAGCUUCCUAUUCAAUUUUCAUUCGUUUACUACGUAGUUGGAGAUUCCGGAGUAAAGUUUACAGUUUGGCAUAUCAUAUUUUGAUAUUUGUUUUUGUUUUAAUUCAUUUAUAAUUUGAGCCUGAAUGUAUUUGUUCAGCCUAUUUGCUUGAUGUGAAAGGUUGACAUUUGUAUGCCUUUUAAAGAACCUUAUCUGGUGACUUGACUGAAGACAUCAUCUCCAAGAGGGCUAGCUGCAGAGAUUUCUUAUUUCUCUUUUAUUAGGGCCUUCUACUUCCCUUCCAUUAGACUGAGUCUACAAAACCCUCUGUGCUCCUGCUGCUUCUCGCUUCCCCACCAUGCCGCGUUCUUUCCUGGUGAGGAGGGGGGGCUCUCACCCUCUGCGCCCCAAAGCAGGUAGCCCCUGCUUGGGCACAACCCUGGUGCCAGUAGGUCCCUCAGAAACAGACAAGAGGCAGGGGGGUACCCUUCAAGGCCAGCUGUCACCUAAGAGUGCAGUGUCUCUAGUGACACACAAUGAGGCCUACCCAUCACAGCCCUCUCCACCUCCAGCCCUCCACCCUGCCUCAUAUAGUCCCCCUUACCUUCACCCCACCAGUCCCAUGUCUUCAGACGGUAGAGCUGCGCUGCACCACCACUCUCCCUCCCAGUUGAACCCUGGCAGCCCUUCUGAGGAGGUGGGCUCUCCCCUCCUGGACGAGACCCGACACAGAGACUGUCCCCAGAUCAGUGACCACAGGACCACUGGGACUGAAUGCCCACUGUAUGGAAAGAGUUUCUUUUCUUUCUCCAGUGUGGAGUCCCACGUCCACAAGUGCCAUGGUGGCAGACACAAGCAGUCAUCAUCAGCACACAUCAAGACUAACAGUCAGCCGUACGGCUAUAGGCCAGACCUGGGUUUGAGCUACAGGGUCAAGGAGCGUACGUUUGCCUGUAAGGUGUGUGGGAAAGUGUUCAAGCGCUCCUCCACCCUGUCCACUCACCUGCUAAUCCACUCUGACACGCGACCCUACCCCUGUCAAUACUGUGGCAAAAGAUUUCACCAGAAAUCUGAUAUGAAAAAACACACCUUCAUUCACACAGGUGAGAAGCCCCAUGUGUGCCAGGUGUGUGGCAAAGCCUUCAGCCAGAGCUCCAACCUCAUCACCCACAGUCGUCAGCACAGUCGCAACCAGCCCUACCGCUGCCUCUAUGGCUUCCAGCGAGAGCUGAUCUGAGCUCAGUUUUCACAAUCGGGAGAACCACUGUACAUAGAUAGCAACAACAAAAAAACUCACAUGGUCAUAGCUGACCCCAGAUCUUGUUUUCAUUAUAAGGGGCACCACUGCACAAGCUAAACAGAAGCUGGGGAUGGAUGGAAGAAGGGAAGGAUGCCCCACAAAAAAAUUCUAACGAACAUUUACCUUGUCUGUAGUUGAAUCCCAGCUGUAUAUUUUGCCUACAUGUAUAUAUUUAAGCUUUUUCAAUGUCAUCAUUGGGUCAUAUCUGAAAAUAUCUGAAAAUAAACACCUUUGAACUUUA